This is a messenger RNA of Penicillium brevicompactum, 1590 nucleotides long. Its product is annotated as cytochrome P450. Gene Ontology annotation, biological process: ergosterol biosynthetic process. The record is from RefSeq and is a predicted model, not a curated record. Gene Ontology annotation, molecular function: heme binding; monooxygenase activity; oxidoreductase activity, acting on paired donors, with incorporation or reduction of molecular oxygen. Bases 1 to 1590 code for a protein of 529 amino acids. The transcript is spliced from 4 exons. NCBI's taxonomy places the organism in Eukaryota, Fungi, Ascomycota, Eurotiomycetes, Eurotiales, Aspergillaceae.
AUGGGCUUGUUCGCAAGUUUCCUCGACACCUUCUGCGAGCACUGCUCGACCCAGUCAAUCUACACCCUGGCCACCGUGGGAGCGCUGUCAUUCAUUGCGCUGUCCAUUGUGAUCAAUGUGCUCCGUCAAUUGUUCUUCAAGAAGGCCCACGAGCCCCCCCGUGGUCUUCCACUGGGUCCCCUUCGUGGGCAGCACCAUCAGCUAUGGCAUGGACCCCUACGCCUUCUUCGAUCAUGCCCGCGCAAAGGUGAGUCUGUCGCAGAGUACGGCGACAUCUUCACUUUCAUUCUCCUCGGCAAGAAGACCACUGUUUACCUAGGCACCAAGGGAAACGAGUUCAUUCUCAAUGGCAAGCUGCGCGAUGUCAACGCCGAAGAAGUGUACUCUCCUCUUACUACCCCCGUUUUCGGUCGCCACGUUGUCUACGAUUGCCCCAAUGCCAAGCUCAUGGAGCAGAAGAAGUUUGUCAAGUUUGGUCUCACCUCCGAGGCACUUCGCUCUUACGUCCACUUGAUCACCAACGAGGUUGAUGACUUUGUCAAGAACUCCCCCGCUCUGCAAGACCCCAAGGGUACUUUCAACGUCUCCAAGGUCAUCGCCGAGAUUACCAUCUACACUGCCUCUCGCUCGCUGCAAGGAAAGGAAGUUCGCGACCGUUUCGACUCGACCUUCGCUGAGAUGUACCACGACCUCGACAAGGGCUUUGCGCCGAUCAACUUCAUGCUCCCCUGGGCUCCUCUCCCCCACAACCGCAAGCGCGACGCCGCCCAGAAGAAGAUGACGGAGACAUACAUGGAUAUCAUCAAGGAGCGCCGCGCUGCUGGUGAGAAGAAGGAUUCCGAGGAUAUGGUCUGGAACCUGAUGUCUUGCAACUACAAGAACGGAAAGCCCAUCCCCGACGAGGAAGUGGCCCACAUGAUGAUCGCUUUGCUCAUGGCUGGCCAGCACUCUUCUUCCUCGACCGCUGCUUGGAUUGUUCUGCGCCUGGCCACCUGCCCCGAGAUUGUGGAGGAGCUCUACCAAGAGCAGCUUUCAGUUCUCGGCUCUGACCUCCCUCCUCUCACCCACGAGGGCCUGAACAAGCUCGAUCUGCACGCCAAGGUUAUCAAGGAAACCCUGCGUAUCCACGCUCCUAUUCACUCUAUCAUCCGCGCUGUCAAGAACCCCAUGCCUGUGGAGGGAACUAACUAUGUCAUCCCUACCACUCACAACGUCCUUUCUUCUCCUGGUGUCACUGCUCGUUCCGCUGAAUUCUUCCCCGAGCCCCUCAAGUGGAACCCCCACCGUUGGGACCAAGUCGAGGCUCCCAAGGACGAGGAGGAAGAGGAGAAGAUUGACUACGGUUAUGGUCUGGUCACCAAGGGAACCAACAGCCCAUACCUUCCUUUCGGUGCUGGCCGCCACCGCUGCAUUGGUGAACAGUUCGCCUACGUGCAGCUUGGCACAAUUCUGGCCGCACUGGUGAGACACUUCAAGUUCUCCAACCCCAGCAGCGAAACUCCUUUCCCCGAAACUGAUUACUCGUCUCUGUUCUCUAAGCCUGCCGGACAGUCAUUUGUCCAGUAUGAGAAGCGUGGAGUCAAGGCAUGA